UCGGGCUCGGGCUCGGGCUCGGUCUCGGCCUUGGCCCUUGUCUCGGUCUCAGUCCCGGUCUCCACCCUGCCGAAAGCGCAGCGGCGCCACUACAAGAACGCGUUCCACGCGCUGACGCGGAUUGGCAAAGACGAGGGCGUGCUGGCGCUGUGGAAGGGAGCCGGACCCACGGUUGUGAGGGCCAUGGCGCUCAACAUGGGAAUGCUGGCAUCUUACGACCAGAGCGUCAAAGUGUUCAAGGCGUUCCACUUCUCCGAGAUUCCCACAGUGAUAGGCGCGAGUGCAGUGUCGGGUUUCUUUGCUUCUGCAUGCAGCCUACCCUUCGACUACGUUAAGACGCAAAUACAAAAGAUGCAGCUGGGGCCUGAUGGCAAGUACCCCUUCUCGGGCUCUUUGGAUUGCGCCGUCCAGACGUUCAAAAAGCACGGGCCUCUCAAGUUUUACACGGGCUUUGGAACGUAUUGCGUGAGGAUCGUGCCCCAUGUCAUGAUGACAUGGAUAUUCCUCAACCAGAUACAAAAGUUAGAGACUCGCGUGGGCCUGUGAUUCUUUU
Selaginella moellendorffii is the source of this 553-nucleotide messenger RNA. RefSeq names its product mitochondrial dicarboxylate/tricarboxylate transporter DTC-like. The annotation marks the transcript as partial. Gene Ontology annotation, molecular function: oxoglutarate:malate antiporter activity. NCBI's taxonomy places the organism in Eukaryota, Viridiplantae, Streptophyta, Lycopodiopsida, Selaginellales, Selaginellaceae. The record is from RefSeq and is a predicted model, not a curated record. The transcript has 3 exons.